AUGUCGAACAAGACGCAAUUGACCAGCACCAAAGAGUACAUCAUCUCGGGCUGCACAGUGGCCGACGGCGAUGCGCUCGCCGCCAACAACCUCCCUGCCUUCUGGGCUGAUCCGCAUUUCCGUCUGAAUUGGCCGAACCGCACUCUCGAAUACCAUGUGAUUCAGAUUGCCAAGCGCUUCCCGAAUAACUUGUUGACUAGGCGCGAGACUAAACGCCAUUUGAAAGCCGUCCACCCCGAUACUGGUCGCAUCGUUGGGUACGUGCGAUGGAUCCUCCCGGCCGAUUUUGACGCGUCUGUCUGGCCUGAAGCCGUAACUCCGGCGGUCAGCGAAGACGAUGAAGCUUUCUUCCGCCGCCUUGCCUCGAUGGCCGAUUGGAGCACUGGCGACACGACUGAUGGGCCGAUAAGUCCGGUCCAGAAGGCCGAGAAUGAGAUUCUGUCCAAGAAGAGAUACAUCCAGCUGGACUACUUGGCAGUGCAUCCAGACAACCAGGGCAGAGGCAUCGCCACGCACCUGGUUGCGAGCGGUCUGAAAGAGGCCAAGAAGAUUGGCCUCGACGUCUACGUUACGGCAUUUCGUCCCGGCGUCGGGUUGUACCGACGGCUUGGGUUUCGCACCGAGAAGGAGCUUGUACUGGACGAUUCUGAAGAGGGCGGGCCGGGAGAGGUCUACCGAGCCCUCAUGACCUAUGCUAUCGCCUCAUAA
Molecule: messenger RNA, 708 nt
Organism: Diaporthe citri
Lineage: Eukaryota; Fungi; Ascomycota; Sordariomycetes; Diaporthales; Diaporthaceae
Exons: 2
Coding region: 1-708 (235 amino acids)
Molecular function (GO): acyltransferase activity, transferring groups other than amino-acyl groups
Source: RefSeq, a predicted model, not a curated record